GACACUUGACAUGCAAGACAAUAUACCUACUUGAUGAUUGGCGACUGUCGUUGAUACUUAGGCCAUAACAGGCUUUUAUUUUUUCCUGUAUUUAUUUUAAUCGAGAUAUAUCGUCCUAGUGAUAUUGUCAGGAUUUUUCGUGCCUAUUUCUUAAAGUAAAUAUCACUGUUUGAACAUUUAAGAAAAUUGUUUGGUUUGUCAUUCGCAACGUUAGUGAUGGCUUUACCGUUGCCUAUUCCUCCGUGCGCUAAGAGGGAUGGUCUUAGUGGUUUAAGUUGUGAACAGUUCGACUAUGCCAGUACCAUGGCCACAACAUUGUUAGCACCGGUUAAAACUGAACGUCAGAUAUUUGAGCAUUCUAUGUCGGAAGAUGAUCCUAAUGCAAAUACCCAACCACCUAGUGAGGUUGGGCCGAUGCCCCGUUGGGGGCCACAACAUCGCGGAGCGAAAGAACUAGCUGAACUCUACAGUCCAGGAAAAAGGCUUCAAGAAUCAGUGUGUGUGGUGGUUUGUUGCACACUGUGUUUAUGUGCUGGUGUUCUCAUGGCCAGACACAUACGUGCGGAUGCAUCAUUAUUUUUAGCAGCAAUUUCUGGUGUUUUAACAGCAGAUUUUGCUUCAGGCGUAGUGCAUUGGGCUGCUGACACUUGGGGAGCAGUUGAUCUUCCCUUAAUAGGCAAAAAUUUCUUGCGCCCAUUUCGCGAACAUCACAUCGAUCCCACUUCGAUAACUCGACAUGACUUCAUUGAGACCAAUGGCGAUAACUUCGCCAUCACUAUACCCGUGUUAGCAAGGAUUGUAUGGCAGCUUGCUACCUAUGACGAUAGCAAUAUCAAUGAAGAAUUUCACUGGAUUGCUUAUUGGUACUUGUGUUGUAUCUUUGUAGCAAUGACUAAUCAGAUUCACAAAUGGUCGCAUACGUAUUUUGGUCUACCUAUGUGGGUUGUUUGGUUACAAGAGUGGCACAUAGUGUUGCCCCGUCGCCACCACCGCAUACAUCACGUAGCGCCGCACGAGACUUACUUCUGCAUCACCACUGGCUGGCUCAACUGGCCCUUGGAAAAGCUACACUUCUGGUCUACUUUAGAGACUGUUAUAGAAGCCCUGACUGGCUGCAAACCUCGUGCAGAUGACAUGAAGUGGGCUCAAAAACGAUCCUAGAACCUGAACUUGGAAUGGUAAUUAAAGUUUUAUACAACUGAUACUCGUCCACAUUUGCCGAAUCAAUUUAUAUCUAGGUUAAAUAUUUUGCUAAGAAAGACAAGCGAUACUUUAAUACAUAAGACCUACCAUAAGUAGCCUACCUUUACUUAUUAAUGUGACUCGAUUGAUUUCAUUACUUUCUUUACAUCUGGAUAUAUUUUAUGUAUUACUAUUGUAUAGGAUCAUGCAUGAUAGUCUUUAUUUCUUAUACCCAUCGACAAUAACAGUCUAAUAUAAAUGCUAUAUAGCACAUACAUUAAGGUCAAAUAUGUUUUUUUUGCAAGUAUGCCUUUUGCGUGUUGUUAAAUGUAUGAGAAUUUAAGUGUUAAGAAACAGCAAUUCUAUAGCUUUAAACGUACGUAAUUGUACAGUUGUACCAAAAGAGGGUCAUUUUGUUUUGAAUAUUAAUAAUGUUUUUUCGUAUCUUUAGAUCAAGUAAGUAUUUUUCAGAACAUUUAUUCUAUAAGUAUUCGAAUUAACGAACCGGUGCUAUAUCUACAUAACGUUAUAACACAACUUAGGUAUACUAUAUUUAUACAAAUUAGUGUAAAUGUACAAGCGUGAUGAAUAUGAUUUUUAUUUUAAACAAGUCCCGUUAUUAUAGUUUUUGUUGUCCCUCGUAAUAAUUACUAUUGUGAUUAUUACGGAAUACGAGUAUAUUUAUACACGAGGUAUGAAAAAGACAGUACAAUCGCCGCCAUUACGAGUAAAAAUUCCCAUAGAAAAUAACAAUAAGACAAGUGAUUAUUCAUUUCGAUUAUUAUUGAUUCAGUUUCAUAAAUAUUGGUUCAUUUCCUUUUUUCCACGCUACGUGUUACAGUACGGUACCUAUUGAUUAUAAGUUGUAAUUGGUGCUGUUAUUUGCAGUAAUAGUCUAGAAGUACUAAAUCUCUAUUAAUAUUAUGCCUUAAAAUAAUUGCGUAACCGAGAGAUCACUCAUCGUACCUGACGUUUUUAUCUCCGUCAGACUAGGAAAUAUUCCAGCCCCAAUUCCGCUAUUUACAAUGGCUGAUGAAUGACUGGAAAUUUGACAUCGUCUCCUAGCCUUUUGCCGACAUAAUAUUUAGAAUUUCAUUGUAUUGACCGUAAGCAUUUCGCCCCGUAAUCAAUAUUUCCAAAUCCAAUCAUUCAUCGAUCAUUGUGGCAACACAUUUUGUUAUAUUUUAAUAACAACUUACCAUGUAAAGAAAUAUCACAUUUUCGGCAAUAGGAAAGUUAAAGUUAGGUAGUUAAGAAAUAAUACGUCGAUUAAAUAUCAGACAAUAAAGACGACGAAUGUAAACGACUUGUUGGGAUAAGGGAACAGACCAUCAUGCAUGACUUAGCUAGGCUGAUUGAGGAGGCAAUAAUUAUGUUGAAGGUGCAUAGUAAAUUAAGAUUUUAUAAUACAUACCUACAAUCGGGAUCGGAAUCCAGCCUUUGAUGUUUUGUGAUAUUAUUGAGUAAAAAUGUUAGAGCUGUAACUUUUUCAAUUACAAUCAUAAGUACACAUUCAUGUCGAUAACGACAAAGCUCUGUCAGGAGGUACUAAACCGAUUAUAUCGAUUUCUGAAAUAUUUUAAUUUACAAAUCGAUAACCAACAAAGACACCUUACACGACUUAUUUAAAAUCAAGAUUAAUAACAAUAAGUUCGCAAAUUAAUCUUUAUUGUGAUAUGUAUAUAUAUUUAUAUACCUAUAUGGUUUUACGUAAAUGGCGUCUAUGCUAUGUAUGUAUGAUGUAUUGAUAGAUGUAUAACCACUGUGCACAUGUGUAACUGUUAUUUUGUAAAGGAAUUGAACUAGGAAAUUGUUGCUUUGGGUGAUAUCCAAAAACUGUGUUAUGUCAAUUAAAAAAUAAUUUACAAAAAUUGAGUCUAGGAAACGAAGGUAAAUUUAUAAAAUUCGACAAAAAUAAGAAGUGAAAUUUCAUAUCUGGAAUAUAUAUUAAUUGGAAUUAAAAUAUGAAACUAUUUGUUGGUGAUAUGAAAAAUGUUGGCCGUCCUCUAAAGAACAAGCUUUCUUGAAUUUUAGACAAUUUCUUUUACGCGUUAUGACUAAAUUUUGAUAUGUUAUAACGAGUUGUUUAAGAUUAAGAUAUUUAAAAAAGCGUUAGGUUUAAGAGUUUUGUUAUUUUGGCAAUAAAUAUAUUUUGUAAAGACUCAAUUGAGUUUAGAUGAUAAUAUUUAUUUUUAUAGCAAGUGGAAAAAUACAAGAUAUUUUCUCAGUAGAAAUAUCUUCGUUCUCAUAUAAGUUGAUAGAAGUUUUGAAAUGUCGAGCCUAUGUUUAAACCAGGGCGCCGAUUCUGCUAUUAACAAUGGCCGAUGAAUGAAUGGCAAUUGGAUUAAAUUUGAAAUUAUUCCUAUUCUCCUUAUAAUUUUGCCAAUACAAUAAUUGGAAAUUUAUUGUGUAGGCUUAAGAGAUUACGAAAAUUGACAUUUUAAGCCAAAUUUCAUUCAUUCAUCUUCCAUUGCAUAUAGCAGAAUUGGGGUCCACGCCGAUGGUGUAAUUAAUAGAAUUUGAAAAAAAAAAUGUAAGUCAAACCAUGAUGUAUCUUCAUUCGCUCAUGGUUAUGAGAAUUCGAAUGCUACACAUUACUUAGACUGGCAACCUUUCAAGUAGGUCUACCUCAAGUUUGUCCUAGAACAAAAGGAUGACUUUUAAAUCGAGUCAUACUCAGUUUCACAAAUGCAGUUACUGAAACUGGAAGCACUGAGAAAAGUUAUAACACUUAUCCGUCCAAAACACAAAAAGGCACGUUUCGUCUCCUCGAUUUAACCUCUUAGCGCACAAAGGGAUUCUAUAACACUUAUGCAAUAAUUUAUAAUAUUUAGUUACAGUAUUAAUUAAUUUAUAAACGCGUAGUGGUGCUGUAUUUUUUAAAAUAAGUAAAUCACUUUUUUCAGAGGCUUUGGCAAAUCGUGGUAACUAUUAUGUAUGUUACCACUUAUCAGGAAAAAUAUUACAUGGUAACUAUUUUUUCUAAGUAACUACUUUCACUCAGCGUAACGAAAGGUAAAUUAUUGCGAAGUAGGUCUUACUACAAUUCUGUAGAUAUUAUCUUCAUAACAAUUUGUCGUUAAUUUUAAUACGGCCGACGCCGAUGUUUUGUGCGAUUAACUGCAGUUGUUUAGUCAUUUGUCGAUGGGCGUCGAAUUGUAUUGAGUGCCAAGUGAAAUCGCGUUAAUUAGUUAAUUAGUUUGCUAUCAUUUAACAGUCUUUUAUAAACUUUUUUAAAAUAAAUUACCUACCUCGCAUGCGAAAGAACCUUGUGCCGAUUGACUUAUUUGCCAAUAUUUACCCAUUUAUUGUUUAAAUUUUAACCAAUAUUAUAGAGAAAUAUAACAAAAUCUGUGUUUUGCCAUAAUUUGUUACUAACGUUUAUACUGUAGUUAUGAUCGAUAUCAAUCUAUUUACUGAAGUGACAUAAUAGUAUAAUAACAAUAGCGUCAUAAUAUACUUAGUGGGUACUAUUGGUUAUCAAACGGAAAUACCUAAAUUAUGUAUUAAUGCUUAUAAACAAACGAAACAAGAAUAUUUAUUAUUUGAUAUAAAUAUCAAGUCAAUUGUAAUUGUUCGAAGGUGUUCAAUGUAAAAAAUAUAUUUAUGUUAGGUAUUUUGAAUAUUAAAAGAAUACGAUAAUUUCCGGAUUACCACCAAAUUCCGUUUUGUCUAUAAUGUUGACGACACUGAAAACACUUAAAUUCACACGUUACUUAAGCCUAGCUAAUCCUAAACAUAUUACCUAACAAAAACAUGCAGAUAAGACGAAUUAAAGUCAAGAAGUGGGGGCUAGUUUUAUCACAAACCGUUGCAAAUUUACCGGUUGGUUACGUCAUGAGCCCCGACUUCUUAGACUUUAUUUUAUCUAAGUAGCUUUCUUAUUUUGACUAAACAAAUAAUAUUUGUCCAAUAAAUUUGUUAAUGUGCCUGACUAACGUUAAGAAUAUUUAACGGACCCAUGGUAAUAGUAAAUAUAUAGAUAAAAAUGAUUAAAUAACGUACCUAUUAUUGCAGUUAUGUCAAUCAACCAACUCGGUUGUUAGAACAGUGGCUGAGCCACCUUUGGAAAAUAUAGAUUUGAUGAGCUUGUUGAUACAAAUAAAAUAUUCCUAUUUAAUGCGAAGCUUAAUAAAUACUAUUAUUUAUAACAAAAUAGCUAUAUUUUAUAACCAACUGUCUCUAUAUUUUUCUUAAUCACAAAAAAUGUGCACAGUGCACGAAUUGUAGCUUAAUGUGAGACAAUAGCUAUUUUUAUAUUUGUUUAAAACUUAAGAUAAAGUGAUAUACUGUAGUUUAUCGUGUAACUAUUUUGUUCUCGUGCAUUUGAAAAAUACACAAAUUAGAUUUUAUUUUGGGCUAAACAAGCAAUGAAAGUAAUGUAGGUACUGCAAUGCUUUAAUAUUUUUAUUCUAAAAUGUGUGUAUUCAUUACACAAUUAAUGUAACGUUAAUUAUAUAAAGUAAAAUUGAA
Molecule: messenger RNA, 5655 nt
Organism: Trichoplusia ni (cabbage looper)
Lineage: Eukaryota; Metazoa; Arthropoda; Insecta; Lepidoptera; Noctuidae
Gene: Kua
Product: transmembrane protein 189
Exons: 5
Coding region: 217-1161 (314 amino acids)
Molecular function (GO): oxidoreductase activity
Source: RefSeq, a predicted model, not a curated record